Messenger RNA from Sphaeramia orbicularis (orbiculate cardinalfish), 288 nucleotides. Its product is annotated as T-cell differentiation antigen CD6-like. The record is from RefSeq and is a predicted model, not a curated record. Gene Ontology annotation, cellular component: membrane. NCBI's taxonomy places the organism in Eukaryota, Metazoa, Chordata, Actinopteri, Kurtiformes, Apogonidae. The transcript is spliced from 4 exons. Bases 1 to 288 code for a protein of 95 amino acids.
AUGGACCACAGACUGAUCAUCUGGAUGUCCUUCUGGAUGCAAGGGCUCCUGUCUGAAAACAACAGCACUUCAACAGAGUCUGUCCACUUCAGGUUGGUGGGAGGAGCCAGUCGUUGUCAUGGUGAUCUGGAGAUGAAACGACAGAAUGGAAGCUGGAAACCAGUGGAUGGAAGCUACUGGUACAGGAAGUUAGGAAACAGAGUUUGUGCAGAACUGGACUGUGGAUCUGCAGUUUCACUGAGACGCAGAGAGAGGCGUUCAGAUAUAGAUUCUGAAUUGUUCAGGUAA